AAAUCAGGAACAAUCACUCCUUAAGACAAAGCUCUUCAAGGUUACCAGGGAAGGAAACCUCGCUUAGUCCUAUGCUGGCAAAUCCUGUUAUGUAGCCGUGCAGACGAACUUCGACCAGAAAUUGUCACUGCCAGCUAGAGAGAAAGUAACUUGUCACUUUUACCACAAUAUUCUGCAUACAGUAACUCCACAGUAAAGUUAUCAAGGUGCAUUUGAGGAUUUUUGCCUGUAUUAACCAUGGGGAUAACUGAGCAUGAGAAACAACUUAUAGAGAAGUACACACAAGAAGCAUUUCAGCUCCCUAGGGAUGAAGCAAUCAAGAAGAUUACCAUGGCUUAUAAGCAUGCUCAGGAGAUGGGUAACCAAUUCACUAUUCGUGCUUGUGCUACCAACCUGGGAGCCAUGUAUAUCAGCUCUGGUCGUAAAGAGGAUGCAGAGAAAGGUCUCAAGUACCUCGAUGAGGCUAGGCCACCAGAUGGUUGUGCAGACUGUGCAUCUAAUGGAGAUCUUUUCUUCAACAUGGGUCUGGCCUAUGAAGUGCUGAAGAGUUAUAAAAGGGCUAAUGAUUAUUUUGAAAAAGCCUGGAAUGAAUACAAAAAAGAGCGUGACAACUUGAGCAUGGAGAUUGACACUCUAAAAAGACUUAUAAAGGCCUGUUCAAUGAGGAAAAAAUCAGCAGAAGUGAUCAGAUGGUAUAUAACAUUGGAGGAGACAUGCCAAAAAGCAUUGCAACCUUUAGAAAGGCUGCAGGCAAUGGUGAAACGUAUCUCUUUGCAAAGAUUCUUAAAAGAGGAUUACUCUGAAGGGUUGAAUGAAUGCUGUAAGGAAGUGGACAACCUCUUGUUGAAUGACCCCACAUCUGUACCCAAUGAGUAUCUGGUGAAAGUGGCAGUGCUUUUGACACAGUCUCGUCUCACAGAACAUGCAAAAAAAUAUUUAGAGGUGGCUCAAGAAAGAUUUGAGAUGGAGGAUGAAGACAGUUUGGAACAGGCAGUAGUUUUGCAGAACUUGGGCACAAUAUGCUACUACCAGUCUCAGUGGAAACACUCAGCCACCUACCACAGUGACGCUGCAAAAAUAUUUAAAAAGUACUCUUCUCUUCAGUUUUCCUCCAGGUCACCAAUUUUGUCAAAAACAGCCAAAUUGUGCUUGGGGCAAUGCUUAGCAAGCCAAGCAUUAGCUCUUGUUAAGAUGGAGAGCUUGGAUGAUGCACGGUUGAAGUUUCUGGAAGCCUUAAACAUGGCCAAAGAGAGUGAUGAUCAAGAAAAUAAAUGGCAGCUGGAAGAAGUUCUUGGGGCUGUGCAUUUUCGACUUGCUGUUUAUGACUGUGACAUUCCAAAACCUGUUAUGUCUGAUUCUGCAAGACCACUUUCAAAGUUACAAUUAGAAAACAUGGAGAAAUCUAUAAUGUUUUACAAAGAAGCAUUGGCUGAUCAGGCAAAGCUGCUUAAGGACACAUCAAGUGUGCAGGACAGGAUUCUGAAAAAACUUAUUUUAGUUCAGACAUUUAAGGAGACAUCACAAAAGCUGACCAAGAGUGCUGCACAAGCCAAAGUUUUGUCCAAAAGUUUGCAAAAUACAGUCAGUAUUGAGCAGGAUGUAGAAGAUGAGGAAGCCACGGAGAAAGAUGAUGAUUCAGAAACUGAAAAAGAAGAUGAAGAAAUUGAUGAUGAUGAUGAUGAUGAUAAUGAUGAUGAUGAGGAGGAGGAGGAGGAGGAGGAGGAAGAAGAAGAGAGGAGAAGGAGGAAGAAGAAGAGGAGGAAGAGACGGAGGAAGAAGAAGAAGAAGAGGAGGAGGGGGAGGAGCAGGAAGAGGAUGAUGAUCAUACUUUUGAUAAAAAGAAAGACACGAAAAAUAAGUUUUCCAGCACAAGGUCUCAGGUUACACAAGAAAACAUUGAAUCUGAUGAUGAUGACGACAGCACUACUACUGAUGAUGAUGAUGAUGAUGAUGAUGACAAUGAUAUUAUGGAUAUGAAUAAAGCUUACAGGCAGCAACUUCAGCCAGAUGACACCCCAAAAGGCCAUAGAAACCAGCAUAAUUUUCAGGCUGAUAUUCACUCGCAUUCCAUAUCCACAAGUUCUGCAGAAUCUAUUGUGGAAUCAACAUUGGAUCUGAUGGAGAGAAAGACAUCACCAGCAAAGAAGAUGGUGACAUGCAGCACACCGUACCUACCCUACCUUCUCAGUCACCUCCAACCACAAUAGUUGGCAGUGGAACAUAUGAAAAGCCUCAAAACUCCCCCAUGGAAAAAACCCAUCAUUUUCGUAGAACUCAUGAUGACAGAGAACUCUCCCUCUUCAAGGGACAUCGCACUAUGCAGAGCUGAGCUUUGAAACCUGUUUUGAACAAAGGUGAGCUAGCAGCAGUGACCACUUCAUCAUGCUGCUGAAGCAAAGAGAAAAAAGUAAAAAUAAAGCAUACUACUGCUGCUGAGGAUUUUUUUUUAAAAGUUAUGCAAUAUGUAAUGAUUUUGAAAAUGCAGUACACACAAGAAACUGUUCAGCCUUGUAACCAACAUGUCAGUCCCUGAUGGCUACGUAGGAUCGAAAUUGUAGAUUUUAUUCAGAAUUUUUACUCAGGCGGCUGGCCUGCUGUCUCUCCACUCUCACUUCCAAAUCAGAGAAAGCCUCCCAGAACUGUAAAGCUACGCCACUUAUCCUAUCCCCGUUGAAUUCCAGAAACCACCCCCUAGCCAUACCUAGUCAAAACAAAUGCUGAGUUUGGAUUGUGUCAUUUCAUGAUAUUUGAAUAGUGUUCCUUCUGUUCAAAACUCAGCAAUAAGGAUAUGAAGAUUAUGCUGCAGCUAGGUCUGUUUUCUAAAUGGCAUUGAUAUCUAACAUGAUUUACAAGCGACAAGUGUUAGAGUUUUUACAUCUCUCUAAUUUCCAUCUGUUUGAGUGUUUUCAGAAUUUUUUUUUUAAAUUUUAGUUUGCUUUAUUCUUUAUUAUUUGCAAUUAUCAUUUCAGCAUAUGAGUUAGCAUUUUUUUUAACAGUGUAGUUUGAUAUGAGGGUGAUGUGCACUGAGCACACCAGUCACUCAGCUUUAGUUGCUGAACAGGGCAUCUGGAUGCAUGUCAAAAGCUUUAGCAAGUGCUACUUUUUUCUUGAGUGUAAAGGUUUAGUUUCCCUUCUACCAGCUUGAUAGUAGUAAAUUUGAAAUCCCUUGAUACAGUACCUGUAUUCUUGAACUGUUACCUGUUGUUAUUGAUUGCUAGUAUUUGCAUUCUUAUAUUGGUAUAGAUAUAAAAAUAAAUAUAGAAAUAAAGAAUAAAAAGAACUGUAAGAACAACAAACAAACUUUCCCACUGUGAACUGUAAGUGUUCCUGCACUGCUAGCCUACCCCUGAGAAAUCUUAUAAAGACAAGAUAUUGGUUACACACAGUUGUAGCUCAUCAUACUUUGACUGGUAUUUUUGAAAAAUGUGCAGGAAGCAGCAAAGAUUUUGAUACAUACAAUGAUGCAUAUGAGACUAUUGAAUUCGUCGAAAACAAAAGCGUCAAAAACAGGAUCUCAUCCAUAGACAAUGAGGAGACCAUACCAAAAGAGACUGAGAGAAGUGGAUCAGUCACGUCCACAAAAGAACAGAAACAGUCCAAAUCAUGUACAAUUAUGUAAUUGCAAAACACAUGAAAAUGUGUGAUAAGGAAAUAGAUGUUAUUGCACUUGCAUUUUUUUCUCAGUUGUGAUGUGGUAUUUACACACUGAUUUUCCAAUAACAUGAUCUGGUAUUACAGUCAUUAUGUUUUGUGGGAAAGAAGCAAUAACCUGAUGAUCUGUGCAUUUGACUUUGGCACAGGAGGUUGGCAGUUCAAUGCUCACCUACAUCCUACAUUCCUACCCAGCAGAUGGGUAUCUGAUUUAUCAAGGAAAAUAAAAAGUGGUAGGAAAAGUGUUGGACUCAGCACUUGCCAAUAAGACUGCAGGUGCUGUUAAACUGUUGAUGUAGAAAACUUAUAUCACAUGUUCUCUCACAAGGAGUUGUAUUAACCAAGAAGUUAAAACAUGAGACUAUUCUCCCACAUUACUGUAGCUUCGUCCAUCGCCAUGAACUGUGGACAGUCAUGACUAGUGCUUUGAGCCUGCCUUCAACGGUAGGGGAAAGCGCUAUACAAAUCAACAUAUUAUUAUUACUGAAAAUGAUUGUUUUCCUAUAUUAUGAUGACUUGAGUAAAUAAAAGCCAGCAUUUUCUUGAAGAAGAAAAAAUCUCCAAAUGUUAGAAUUAUUAGAGAAAUGUUCUGAUGCACAAACUAAAAUCAAAACAUCUUAACAUUAUGCCUCAGUUUUCUGUCUCUAUUCCUAUAUUUUUAUAAAUCAGAUUUUAUGAACAUUUAUUUAACUCUUUGCCAUUCGAGUAACUUUUUUUGGUUGACAUUUUGUUUUUGUUUACCAGUUAGGAUAAACAUUCCUUUUGGAUAAGUCUGCCAAUCAUUGUCAUCUUCACCAUUGUUAUAUUCUCUGAAUUUUAGUCUUCUAUUGUAGACAUUAGAUAAGGCUCUAUGCAAAUACACCACUGAAUCUCACAAACAAAACCAAGACAAAGUGGUCGGUCAGACAAUGUUCAUAACAUUUUUAGCAAAACCUAAAGAUCAAAUACAGUUGAAUGACGAUUAAAAAUGUUUAACUUAAAAGUUUUAACAAUGUGUGUGUAGGUAUGAGAGAGUGAAUAAGUGUUGAAGGAAUAUAAAAGCUUGUCUUCAUUCUACCUACUAACAAUAUUUUUGGCAAAAUCGUGGAAAUGUUUAGAACUUUUCUGAUAAACAAAGAGAAUGUUUGUUUCCUUUCUUUGGAAAGUUACUCUACUGAAAGUUAUUGAGUUUUCACCGAUUCAAAGUCUCUUUGUCACAACACCAUGUGAGCAAUAGAAAACAUGACAUCCUCAGCAACAAAUUAAGUCCAGACUUACUGACAUAUAGGGAAAACUUGUUUAGUAUUUGGAAGACGCAAAAUUAAGUAUUUUCUCAAGGUUUCACAGAGUGAUUUUAAUGGGUUUUUUUUUUUUGUAGCUCAGCAGACAUAACUGGUUUUCUUGUUGUUUUGUUAUAUGCAUUUUUUAAACAAAAAAAAAUGGAUGCUGUUUUUUUAAGAAAGUUAUUACAAAACAUGUUUUUAACAUGUUUAUUUAAAAUGAUAUUAGCAGAUUCAACACUUUAUAUAUAUAUUAUGGUUGCAUUGUCUGUAGAUGUCCGUAUUGCAGAUUUCUUAAAGUAUGCUAGAUUACGAAAACUUUUAAAGUAUGGACACAUAAAAAUAACAUGAAAAAGAAAACACUCUGAGCAUUUAUUAUGUAAGAAGAAUUUAAACAUUAUUAUUAAGUUUUGAUUUAAGUAUAGAACAGAUAAACAUUGCAUGAUAAGUACCUUUCUUAACUCGAACUUCAGUGACUUCAUAUUUGACACUCUUUUGCAUUCCAAGUUCACAAACUAGUUAAACAUGUUUUAACUUGUGUAUGUUAUCAUAGACAAAUGAUAUAAAUUGAAUUAUAACAGUGCUUAAUCUAUUUUCUUCAAAUCUUUGUGGACUGUUGAAAGUUACACUGAGAAUUAUACUGACACAAAUAAAAACCAUAUUUUUAAAAAUGGUAAAUUUUUUUUUUAGCUUACACACUUUCAUUCACUGAGACCAAUGCAGUUUUGAUUUCACUCAAAUCACCUUUCAUCCCAGACACAUUCAAGUAGAGAAAGGAAAUACUAGGAUGGGGGUUCAGAGAUGGGAGAGAACCAGUGAGGACAUCGCAGCUCCUAUUUGUGUUCAUAUCAAUAGCUCAGUGUAUGACUUCCACAAUAAAUCUCACAUGUCCACAUUAUUGCUUAUUAUGAAACGAUAUCCUUCUAAAUUGUAUAUCUAUUCUUUAAAAAAA
This is a messenger RNA of Pomacea canaliculata, 5862 nucleotides long. Its product is annotated as reticulocyte-binding protein 1-like. Gene Ontology annotation, molecular function: protein binding. NCBI's taxonomy places the organism in Eukaryota, Metazoa, Mollusca, Gastropoda, Architaenioglossa, Ampullariidae. The coding region runs from base 238 to 1977 and encodes 579 amino acids. The record is from RefSeq and is a predicted model, not a curated record. The transcript is spliced from 14 exons.